Messenger RNA from Penicillium samsonianum, 3082 nucleotides. RefSeq names its product patatin-like phospholipase domain-containing protein. The transcript is spliced from 3 exons. Gene Ontology annotation, molecular function: triacylglycerol lipase activity. NCBI's taxonomy places the organism in Eukaryota, Fungi, Ascomycota, Eurotiomycetes, Eurotiales, Aspergillaceae. Gene Ontology annotation, biological process: lipid metabolic process. The record is from RefSeq and is a predicted model, not a curated record. The coding region runs from base 505 to 2655 and encodes 716 amino acids.
AAGGGAUGUCGAUUUCUCCCGGAGUACGUGCAUGGAGGGGUACAUUCCAACCAUUUUUCAAUGCCAUCGCACGGGCGGCGGCAUUGUCGUACUCAAAUGCCGCAGCUAUGUCAAGGUGGGAUGAUGCCUGCCAUAACUAGAUAGUUUCUCAAAGUUAAUUCACUCUCGAUACAAAGAAUGUCGAGCGAGGUCGAAAAUUGCGUGACCAUGACAAAUUCAAUCCUAAAUAGAUUUCUUCUGGUAGAUCUACACAAUUUCCUCAUUUUUGCAAGAACAACAGAGUUCUGAAUUGGAAGCAAUUGCAGUUUAGCUACCGAGGCAUCCAUGGUUCUGAAAACGAGACUAGCUAUUUCCGGAAAUACACUAGCCGCAAUGUGGGGAUGAUCUGCACGUGACACCAACGUCAUGAUCGUGAAACGUAGCUUCCCCAACCGGAUUUCCAGGUACCACUUGUGACUCUCAAACUCUCAACAUCUUCGUUGGUGUAUUCAUAAUGUGUUGAACAUGACCACUGAGAAGAAACCUGCAGUGUACGACCCUUACGAUCCGGCCUGUCUCCCUGACUACGACCGCGACUUCAUUCAACCCGAUGAACUCGACCGAUUCGAGAGGGCGCUGAAUGCCCCAGAAGCCUCCCCAUUGACAGCCAUCAACGACUGGCGCCCAAUAAAUCAACGAGUCCGCAAGAGUCGUGGCCGCCGCGAAACACCAAAGCGAAGCAAAGAUGAAACAAGGGAAGGCGUACUAUAUACGGUUUUGAAAUGGCCUUUUCUCUUCAUUGUAUUCGCAUGGCUCAUAGUACUGAGCUUUGGCUAUGCCCUGGUGCGCGUCUACAUAUUCUUGUACGAGCAGUGGGUGACAUGGCGGGGGAAGAGGGAAAGGCUGCGCCAAGAGCUAUGGGCACAGAAAAACUAUCCGGACUGGUUGAAAGCGGCUCGGGCGUUGGACGUCCAUCUCGGAACCGAACAGUGGAAAAAGACAGACGAAUACGCUUACUACGACCAUCUCACUGUCAACAAAGUGGUGUCGCAGCUGAAAAAGCUGAGGAAGGAUACGGAAUGGGAAAUGGGAAAUGGUCGGGUCGGCUCCAGCGAGGUACCUGCUAUUGAAGAUCUCCGGGCACUUUUGGAGGCUUGCGUCAAGAACAACUUUGCCGGUGUGGAAAAUCCUCGGAUAUACAGCGAGACCUAUUCGGGCACCAAAGAGCUGGUUCAGGAAUACAUCGACGAGGUGCACGCAUGCAUACAGAUCGUUUUGGACAAUAAGCAGAUUGACAAGGAUGCCAAGUAUCACCUUUUCAAACACCUCGAUACGAACUUCGGACGCACCGCUCUUUGUCUUUCGGGUGGGGCUACAUUCGCCUAUUACCACUUCGGGGUUGUAAGAGCGCUGCUGGAUAAUGAUGUCCUCCCAGAAAUCAUAACUGGCACGUCAGGCGGAGCACUGGUGGCGGGACUAGUUGCGACUCGGACAGAUGAUGAGCUGAAGCAGCUGCUCGUUCCAGCUUUAGCACAUCGGAUUCGCGCAUGCCACGAAGGGCUGGCAACUUGGAUCCAUCGCUGGUGGCGAACUGGUGCUCGGUUCGAUACUAUGGAUUGGGCUCGGCAGUGCGCCUGGUUCUGCAGGGGCUCAACGACCUUUCGCGAAGCUUACGAACGGACCGGGCGCAUUUUGAAUGUCACCUGCGUGCCCUCGGAUCCUCACUCGCCGACUAUCCUAGCCAAUUAUCUGACAUGCCCCGAUUGCGUCAUAUGGAGUGCCGUGCUUGCUUCGGCGGCUGUUCCAGGCAUUUUAAACCCUGUUGUAUUAAUGACUAAAAAGCGUGAUGGCACUCUCGCGCCUUAUUCGUUUGGUCACAAAUGGAAGGAUGGUAGCCUGCGGACUGAUAUACCUAUCAAAGCGUUGAACCUGCAUUUCAACGUCAACUUUACGAUCGUAUCCCAGGUUAACCCCCACAUCAACCUCUUCUUCUUUAGCUCUAGAGGGACAGUAGGGCGACCAGUCACACACCGCAGGGGCCGUGGUUGGCGCGGCGGCUUCCUCGGCACUGCGAUCGAGCAGUACAUCAAAUUAGACCUCAAUAAAUGGCUUCGAGUUCUUCGGCAUUUAGAGCUCCUCCCACGGCCUAUGGGCCAAGACUGGAGCGAGAUCUGGUUGCAAAAGUUCAGUGGCACUGUGACUAUUUGGCCAAAAUCCAUUCCCUCCGAUUUCAUCCACAUUCUUUCUGAUCCUACCCCCGAAAGGCUCGCCCGCAUGAUACAUGUCGGCCAGCAAAGCACUUUCUCCAAGAUUCAAUUCAUCCAAAAUCGGCUUAAGGUUGAGAAUGCAAUCAUGAAAGGACUCCAAGAGUCCAGGACGGGUGGACGUGCGCUCUCCCCGAUCCUCUCUCGUCGGGUCCGCAACCGAGAAAAUGAACAUCCAGACUCGAUGGUCGAGCGUUUAGAUGACAACCUCCCCGAGCGCGAUGGGUCUAGCUACAAGAGCGAGUCGCGUUUUGGUGAUUUUUCAGAUACCAUGUCCCAAUCCACCGGUUCGUCACGUCCUCAGACCCCAAGUUCCCGGCGGGGAAGCGUGAUCGAGGAAAUAAGGCGCCAGUCUGCCGUUUUCUUUGACGAUGCAGACUACUAUCGGGACGAAGACGCCGUGGUCAUCUGAGAAAAAUACAGGCGGCUCGAGCGGCUCCAUCAAAGUUUAUGGCUCAGACUAGGGUCUUUCUGCUUCGGGGCACCUGCAGCCCUAUCUUUCGUCAUGAUACUUCCCGCUACUUUGGAUAUCCAAUCUCCAGUAUGACAGGCGGCUCUUGUGGGUAUUUGCGGGCACUUUCGGACAAUAUAUCCGUUAUCCUCCAAAUGUUGUCUUUGCUUUUUUGUUCCCGCUUACCCCCCUUCAUCAGCAUAGCAAGGUGUCUUCUGUCUUAUUGGUAUGCAUUUGAUCGUUUUUGGCUUCGCCUGUUAUUUGGGUCCGUUGGCUUGAUCACAUAUUUCGUCGUUUCUUUCUUCUUUUUCUUAUCAAAAAUGGGCUACACUGUGUACAUAGACAGCUUCAAGUGUACGAAUACUAGGUUUCGGGAAAUAUAUAUUCU